This is a messenger RNA of Chiloscyllium plagiosum (whitespotted bambooshark), 5560 nucleotides long. Its product is annotated as transducin-like enhancer protein 3. Gene Ontology annotation, cellular component: nucleus; transcription regulator complex. Gene Ontology annotation, biological process: negative regulation of canonical Wnt signaling pathway; regulation of DNA-templated transcription. NCBI's taxonomy places the organism in Eukaryota, Metazoa, Chordata, Chondrichthyes, Orectolobiformes, Hemiscylliidae. Gene Ontology annotation, molecular function: protein binding; transcription corepressor activity. The record is from RefSeq and is a predicted model, not a curated record.
UGAUCUCUCCGUCGAGGCUUGCGGCUCUGGGAUUCGCCGUCGCCCCGCAGCUCCGAGCCUCUCCCCUCGGCUGCUGAGCCGAUCCUCCAGGAGGAGGACGGAGCUGGAUCCCGGCACAAACUUCCAGAUUGCCCGGCCGCACCUUCGCAAAAAAAAAGUGGACGCUAUCGCCCUCCUCUUCUUCCUCCCCCCCCCCAAUUUCUCUGCCUCCCUCCGGACCACGCUGCCAUUCUGUUUUAGGAAACUGAAUCGCGACUUUUCUGUCUCUCUCUGUGUGAAGAGAAGCUGAUCCUUUUGUUUUUACAAAAAAAAACACAUUGUGUCUUUGCUUUUCCCCCAACCCCCCACCUCAGCCGGAGUCGCUGCUGACUGACUGUUGUACCAUGAGCUCCCUUAAUCCAAACUGUGCUGUCGGAGCUCCCCUCGUCUUUUAGCACAAAGGGACUUUUUUUUUAAACAAAAUCUCCUCGCCUGCAGCCCGGAGGACUUGCUGCUUUGUUGUGUAGCAUUGGGAGUGGUUCUGAUCGUGAGCGGCGUGGCCGUAGACUCUUCACAGCUUUUCUCUUGUGUUGUGGGCUUGCAUCUUGUUCAUCGAUCGUUGGAAUUGUAUCUCCCUCUUCUCCCCCUCCCGUGGGGUUCUUUCCCCUUUUACCCCUUCCCCUAAUCGGGGAUACAUUGUUUAAAAGAUGUAUCCUCAAGGCAGGCACCCGGCUCCUCAUCAACCUGCUCAACCAUUUAAAUUCACCGUGGCGGAAUCGUGCGACCGCAUCAAGGAAGAAUUUCAGUUCUUGCAAGCUCAGUAUCACAGUUUAAAAAUGGAAUGUGAUAAACUGGCAAACGAAAAAACAGAGAUGCAGCGUCAUUAUGUUAUGUAUUACGAGAUGUCUUAUGGGUUGAAUAUUGAGAUGCAUAAGCAGACUGAAAUUGCCAAAAGGCUAAACACGAUCUUGGCACAAAUCAUGCCAUUUCUUUCACAAGAGCAUCAGCAGCAAGUGGCACAAGCUGUUGAGCGUGCCAAGCAGGUGACUAUGACGGAACUAAAUUCGAUCAUCGGGGUACGUGGAGUUCCCAAUCUGCCUCUCACACAGCACCAUGCUAUCUACCCACCUCUCACGCAGCAGCAGCUCCAGGCCCAGCACCUCUCGCACACCCACCCACCCGCUGUCCAAAUGCCACCCCAUCCAUCAACCCUGCAGCCUCCAGGCAUCCCCCCAGUUACUGGCAGCACCUCUGGUCUCCUGGCACUUUCCAGUGCUCUGGGAAGCCAGGCUCACCUGUCAGUGAAGGACGAGAAGAAUCACCAUGAGUUGGAUCACAGAGAGAGAGAAUCCAGCGUGAAUAACUGUAUCUCACCAUCAGACAGUCUGAGGCCCGAGAGGAACAGCAGGAGUUCCUCAGAGUAUCUGGAUGCAAAGAAACGAAAGGUGGAAGAGAAGGAGGCCAUGAACAGAUAUGACAGUGACGGUGAUAAAAGCGAUGACUUGGUUGUAGAUGUUUCCAAUGAGGACCCAGCUACACCCCGUGUUAGCCCCGCUCACUCGCCGCGGGAGAAUGGCCUGGACAAGGCCCGAGGGAUAAAGAAAGAUGCACCCAACAGCCCAGCCUCUAUUGCAUCAUCAAGCAGCACCCCCUCGUCAAAAACAAAAGAUAUUGGACAUAAUGAUAAAUCAUCGACUCCCGGGCUGAAGUCAAAUACGCCAACCCCACGGAAUGACGCCCCGACUCCCGGUACCAGUUCAACACCAGGACUGAGAGCAGGGAAACCCCCAAGUGUGGACUCGCUAGCACCGACUCUUCGUGCCCCGAUCUCUCUGACUGGCUCGUAUGCCCCAUUUGCGAUGAUGUCUCACCAUGAGAUGAACGGCACACUGACCAGUCCAGGAGCUUACCCUGGUCUCCACAGCAUCUCACCGCAGAUGAGCGCUGCAGCGGCCGCCUAUCGAUCUCCUAUGGUGAGCUUUGGAGGUGUCAGCUUUGACCCUCAUUCGCACAUGCGAGCGCCUGGACUCCCUGCCAGUCUUGCCUCAAUACCUGGAGGGAAACCAGCGUAUUCCUUUCACGUGAGUGCAGAUGGACAGAUGCAGCCCGUUCCCUUUCCCCCCGAUGCCUUGAUUGGGCCUGGUAUCCCACGACACGCCCGGCAGAUCAACACGCUGAACCACGGCGAAGUGGUGUGCGCCGUCACCAUCAGCAACCCCACGCGGCACGUGUACACAGGAGGCAAAGGCUGUGUGAAAAUCUGGGACAUCAGCCAACCAGGCAGCAAGAGCCCUGUCUCCCAGUUAGAUUGCCUUAACAGAGAUAAUUACAUCCGUUCCUGCAAACUCCUCCCGGAUGGCCGUACGCUGAUUGUGGGAGGGGAAGCGAGCACGCUAACAAUAUGGGAUCUCGCUUCCCCCACGCCAAGGAUCAAGGCUGAGCUCACCUCUUCGGCGCCUGCCUGCUACGCGCUGGCCAUCAGCCCUGACGCUAAAGUCUGCUUCUCUUGCUGCAGCGAUGGGAACAUUGCUGUCUGGGACCUACACAACCAAACACUGGUCAGGCAAUUUCAAGGGCACACAGAUGGUGCCAGUUGUAUUGACAUCUCCCAUGAUGGCACAAAGUUAUGGACGGGUGGCCUGGACAACACAGUGAGAUCGUGGGACCUGCGAGAAGGAAGACAGCUCCAACAGCAUGACUUUACCUCACAGAUCUUCUCUCUGGGUUAUUGCCCCACUGGGGAGUGGUUAGCAGUGGGGAUGGAGAGCAGUAAUGUCGAAGUGCUACAUCACACCAAACCUGACAAGUAUCAGCUGCAUUUGCACGAGAGCUGUGUCCUGUCACUGAAGUUUGCAUACUGUGGAAAGUGGUUUGUCAGCACUGGUAAGGAUAACCUGCUGAAUGCUUGGAGGACACCAUAUGGUGCCAGUAUAUUCCAAUCAAAGGAAUCAUCGUCUGUACUAAGUUGUGACAUCUCCGCUGAUGACAAGUACAUUGUCACAGGGUCAGGUGACAAGAAAGCAACAGUUUACGAAGUCAUCUACUGACGGUGGUGGGACUGAACGGCACUUUAAACUGUGGAGUUCGGGGACCGAGUCACUCUGGUUCAAAACACAGCUUUUAAAAAAUGAACAGGGACGUAUUUGGCAUUGUCGUCAAGCUAACGAGGCCUAGUUAACUAGUUGUUUACUAGUUUCCAGACUUGUCUGUCUGGGAAAUGCAGGACUUGCGACUGGAAGCAUUACAAAGUCUGCCUCUGAACAAACGCUUGUGGUGGCCAGAUGGAAUCCGAGAUAUUUUGAGUUUUAUAAUUUCUCCAAGGUUGGUGUUGAAGACUUUCCUUUUCUUCGUUUAACCUGCAGCGGUAAAUCUAUUGAGCACAGAAAGCAGGAUAGUCCUGCUGAUAGAGACUGUGUGUGUGUGUGUGUGAGUGAGAGAGACAGAGAGCGAGAGCUUUUGAACCUCCGAGUGAAGCAGUGCUUCAUUAUCCUGGAUGUAUUACACAGUGUACUGUAAAUAUUUGACAGUGGGUGAACUUUUACGCCUGACCCUAGAUGCGUCCAGUGACCUUCUGAGUAUGUUCUCUCAGUCCAAUGAGAGUGUGGCACCAGUUCCUCAUCCAAGCUGAGAGAGGUUUGAAUCUUUUUUUAUUGCCACUGGAAUCUGAAGCGAAUUUGUUGGUUUGGAAAAGAAUGGAUGAGUGGCAUUGGGGAAGAUGGGGAGAGAGAAAAAGGCAAAACUUUAAUAAAGUUGCAAUUUUCUCCCAUGGUCAAUCAAAACAUCAAGCAUCUACUUUUGGUUCAAGUGCAGCGUUGUUGAGCAGCCCCUAUUCUCCUCGCCCUCUCCCCUCCUGCUCUGACGCAGAGGGGCUGAAGAGAUCGAUCUGGAAAAUGCAAUGUUGGUGACACAGCUCAGGGAAUCAGUGGAACGGAUUCGAGUGACUUUUCCUUUCUCUUCUUAAAUUUGCCUCUUGAAUACAAACAGAAAUUCUUUGGAUCUCACUGAUGAAGACUGUGGACUUUUCUGAUGUGAAUUUUGUAAAUGUCGGCCAACAGGUUUUAACCCUUUCCCCACCCCAACACUGGUUUCUCCGCUUUGCACAAUCUGAUGCAUACAGCCUAGGCUCUGUUAUAGUCUGGUUCUGGAUAUGUUUAAUUCCCAGGUCACCUGUGGCACAGUAUUGCCAUAUUAAAAUGUCUUGGUUAUUUUUAAUUUUAAUUUUUGAACAGCAAGAAUCUGAUCUGGAUAGUGUCUCCAAACUAACAUGUAUGUGUGCUGUUUCCAUUCCUCCCUUUCAAAGCAAUGAUGGUACACUAGUAUUCAUUUUGAUUUGUCCCAGUAAAUACAGCUUCACAGAGCAGCGAGGAUCAGCUCAGACUGAAGUUUCUGGGAAGGUGCAUUUAGGUCUGGAGGAAGGGUGCUGAGCUCUGUAUGGGGAUGUGGGCCCCUCUCCGUGUAUGGGGAAUAUGUGGGGAGGGGGGUUAUGUGUGUCUGGGUGUAUAAGAAGGGUAGGUUCAAGUGUGGGGGAUGUAUAACACUGCAGUGUGGUGUGUGAUGGGUAUGUGGUGCAAGUGGUGGUGGUGUGUAUGGGGGUGAUGGUGGUAGGUAUAUGGAGGGGCUGGUGCCUGUGGUGGCUGUAUGGGUGGAGGGAGCCUGUGGAGUGCCUGUGAUAGGUAUAUGGUGCAGGGAGAGUGUCUGUGGUGGGUAUGUGAGCAAGGUGUCAAUGGUGAGUAUAUUGCAGGGGGAGAGGGGUUGAUGGGUAUGUGGUGUGUAUCUGUGGUUUGAAUAUGGGGGUGGGGGUGGGGGUGGCUGUGGAGAGAGCUUGGUGUGGUACCAAUAUCGAAAACCUGAUGCCUGCAUCCCUCAAGUUGAAGUCUCUACCCUUCCUGUAGCUUUGUCACUGCCCAUGGUAGGAGAGGGACCUUUGUGAUUCUCCUAGACUUAUCAUUUUUUGCAUUAUUUUUAAUCCCCUUCCAAUCCUGUCUCCUUCAGUGUAAGUUGCUGUGAGGUCACUAUCAAUGAUUCAUGCUGUAGCAACGAGACUGGGGUUUGGUGCGUGCUGUUCAGUGACAGUUGCUAUUAGAAUUCAAUCUUUCGGCGCAUUAUGUAAAGUAGUUCAGUCCCUUCUCCAUCUGAAUCCUAUAACCAGGGUUCUCGUCACCAACAUUACUCGAGAAGUCAGUUAGUUUGAAUGUGUUUCUAGUUUUGGUGAGCUAAUGUUUUGCUGAUUCAUUUAUUUCCCUUUUUUUUUCGCUGUAAUGAGCGAUUUAUGUAAAUGUUCACUAACUCCCUCCCACCUAAUCCCAGCCCAAAGGUAAUCUAAUUGGCAGGACUUAUUUUGGGUUUAAUUUUUUUCUAAUGCUUGUGUCAAAAUUUUGUUUUUUUUAAGUAAACACAAAACUGAGCAAAAAUGUACAUAAAUGUGUAAAUGCUGGUGCUGAGUCAUCUAGAAACCACUUGAUAAGUCGGUGAAGUGUUUAAGUCAAAAUCUUCAACACCGGGAUAUGUAGCAACUUAACUUUGUGAUUUCAGAAGAUGAUGUACAGUUGUUAAUACUUCAAUAAAAGUUUUUUUUUAAAAA